AUGGACCAUGAUCGAGGUGGCGGCAACAGUCGUUACCGUUAUGAAGAGGACGAGGAUCCUCAGUCUGUCUACAUUGGUGUGCCGGUGCCCAGCGGUUACCGUCGCAAACGCAGACGGAGACGUUCGUCCAUGUCAAGCCGUGAUGCAGAUGUUGAGCGAGGACUCCGUCAUGACCAUCACGAACACAAUGAUUGUGAUGAGAGAGACCGCUAUGAUCUCGAGGCGGGAGGCCUGGAUCAACCAGAACUCAGCCUGCCACCAGAUAUAAACAGAAACAUGUCCCCAGCAGCAGAGCGAUUGCGAUACAUACUAGGUGAUGAUGAGGAGUCCAUGCCCACCCCCACUCUCUUCACUGAGAUGGACACGCUUCAACAUGAGGGAGAUGAGCUGGAGUGGAAAGAAUCGGCUAGGUGGGUGAAAUUUGAAGAGAAGGUUGAGGAGGGAGGUGAGAGAUGGAGCAAACCCCACGUUUCCACGCUCUCUCUGCACAGCCUGUUUGAACUACGUACAUGCAUACAAACAGGAACUGUGCUGCUAGAUCUGGACGGUUACUCACUUCCACAGAUAGUUGAUGACAUCAUUGAGCGUCAGAUAGAGGAAGGGUUAAUUGGUCCUGAACUGAGAGAUAAAAUCAGCUUCGUCUUGCUGAGGAAACACAGACACCAGACAAAGAGGCCCAUCCAUCGCUCCUUUGCAGACCUGGGAAAAUCCGGCUCUGGAGGCACUCGGAGUCCAGCGCAAACACCGGCCACUGGCUCAAACUUCAUCCGCUCGACGGAAGAUCUUCGUAGCAAACAAGCAGCCAACUAUGGCCGUCUACGCCAUGCACAAAGCAGGAGUAUGAAUGACAUUGCAGACACCCCAAGCACAGACCAGUUGAAGAACAAAUUCAUGAAGAAAAUCCCGAGAGAUGCAGAGGCGUCUAAUGUUCUGGUGGGAGAAGUGGACUUCUUAGACAAACCCUUCGUGGCUUUCGUUCGCCUGGCUCAGGCCACAACUCUUGGCGGUCUGACCGAAGUCCCGGUACCCACCAGAUUCUUGUUUGUGCUUCUUGGGCCUCCUGGUAAAGGCAAGUCUUACAAUGAGAUUGGACGUGCCAUUGCCACGCUCAUGGUGGAUGAUCUCUUCAGUGAUGUAGCGUAUAAAGCCAGGGACCGGGAAGAUCUGAUUGCAGGCAUCGAUGAGUUCCUGGAUGAGGUGAUUGUACUUCCACCUGGUGAAUGGGAUCCCAAAAUUCGCAUAGAACCUCCCAAAAAAACUCCCUCGGCUGACAAAAGGAAAUCUGUAAUGUCGCUCAAUGAGUUGGGCCAAACGAAUGGUACGGCAGGGGGUGGUGGACCCGUUGGUGAGGAUGAGGAGAUGCCUGUUCCACAUGAGCUUGGAGAAGAGCUGGCCUAUACCGGGAGGUUCUGUGGUGGCCUUUUCCUUGACAUCAAGAGGAAGCUUCCCUGGUUCCCGAGUGACUUCUAUGAAGGUUUCCACCUCCAGUCCAUCUCUGCAGUGCUCUUCAUCUACCUGGGCUGCAUAACCAAUGCAAUCACCUUCGGGGGUCUUCUAGGGGAUGCCACAGACAACUACCAGGGUGUGAUGGAGAGUUUUUUGGGCACUGCUUUGGCAGGAACCGUCUUCUGUAUGUUCAGUGGUCAACCUCUCAUUAUUCUCAGCUCAACAGGCCCCAUCCUCAUCUUUGAGAAGCUGCUUUAUGAAUUCAGCAAAAAUAAUGGAAUUGAUUACAUGGAGCUUCGGCUGUGGAUCGGCAUGCACUCGUGUGUUCAGUGUUUACUGCUGGUUGCCACAGAUGCAAGUUACAUCAUAAAAUACAUGACCCGCUUUACGGAGGAAGGUUUCUCUAGCCUCAUCUCUUUUAUCUUCAUCUCCGAUGCUAUCAAGAAGAUGGCAGGAUCUUUCAAAUAUUAUCCCAUCAACACCGACUUCAAACCGGAUUACGUCACUGCCUACAAAUGCGAGUGUGUGGCUCCAGACACGAUCCCAGCCCCAGAUAAUAGCUCUGCUCUCUUUGGUUUAAAUAUAACAGCUCUGGACUGGACUCAGUUGAGCAAAAAGGAGUGUGUGAAAUAUGGCGGCUCUCUGGUAGGGAAAACCUGCAAAUUCGUCCCAGAUCUCGCUCUUAUGUCCUUCAUUUUGUUCUUCGGGACGUACUCCAUGACAGUCACUCUGAAGAAGUUUAAGUUUAGCCGCUACUUUCCCACAAAGCUGAGAAAGUUGAUUAGUGACUUCUCCAUCUUCAUGUCCAUCAUGACGUUUGUGGGCUUGGAUAUGCUUGUUGGUCUUAAAACACCCAAACUCAUUGUGCCCACAGAGUUUAAGCCCACUCGUCCUGACCGGGGUUGGUUCGUGAUGCCGUUUGGAAAGAAUCCCUGGUGGGUUUAUCUGGGAAGCUUUGUUCCUGCUCUCCUCGUCACCAUCCUCAUCUUCAUGGAUCAGCAGAUCAGCGCUGUCAUCGUCAACCGCAAGGAAAACAAGCUAAAGAAAGGCUGUGGGUAUCAUUUGGACCUGAUGUGGGUGGGCAUUCUGAUGGCAGUCUGCUCUUUUUUGGGUCUGCCGUGGUAUGUGGCUGCCACUGUCAUUUCAAUCGCCCACAUCGAUUCACUAAAGAUGGAAAGUGAAUCCAGUGCUCCUGGAGAGCAGCCGCAGUUUCUGGGUGUGAGAGAGCAAAGAUUGACAGGAAUCCUGGUCUUCGUGCUGACAGGAGUGUCAAUCUUCCUCGCCCCCAUCUUGCAGUUCAUUCCUAUGCCGGUUUUGUAUGGAGUCUUCCUCUACAUGGGUGUUGCCUCUCUCAGCGGCAUCCAGUUCUGGGACAGGAUUAAACUGAUUAUGAUGCCGGCGAAGCACCAGCCAGACUUUGCCUACCUGCGACAUGUACCGCUGAGGAGGGUCCACCUGUUUACAUUGGUGCAGAUUGUGUGCUUAGCUGUGCUCUGGACCCUUAAAUCCACAUUCCUGGCUAUUAUCUUUCCUAUCAUGAUUCUCGGUCUCAUGGUGGUGCGUAAGAUGUUGGACAUGGUUUUCUCUCAGCACGAUCUGGCAUGGGUGGAUGAUGUACUACCUGAGAAAGAAAAGAAGAAAAAGGAUGACGAAAAGAACAACAAAAAGGACAAAAAGAAACCCAAAGGGGAUGACAGUGAAGAUGAUGACAAGUAUCACCAUUAUACAAACUGCACCCCCGGUGAUUCGGACAUGGAUCGCAGCAUCACUCUACAUUUGAAGAUCUCCUGUCCGUCAUCCCCGGCGAUGCCAGUGGCCAGAGGGAUGGCUUGCCCCGUGCCCCAGGUGAAGAUUGAGAUGGAGUCGGACUAUGACGACACAGAUAUGAACCCUAGAGGAAGACACAGGGAACACAGGGAACAGAGGGACAUGAGCAGUGAAACAACACUAUAA
Molecule: messenger RNA, 3399 nt
Organism: Triplophysa dalaica
Lineage: Eukaryota; Metazoa; Chordata; Actinopteri; Cypriniformes; Nemacheilidae
Gene: slc4a5a
Product: solute carrier family 4 member 5a
Exons: 25
Coding region: 1-3399 (1132 amino acids)
Biological process (GO): regulation of intracellular pH; monoatomic anion transport; transmembrane transport
Cellular component (GO): plasma membrane
Molecular function (GO): sodium:bicarbonate symporter activity; solute:inorganic anion antiporter activity; monoatomic anion transmembrane transporter activity
Source: RefSeq, a predicted model, not a curated record